This is a messenger RNA of Sus scrofa (pig), 18085 nucleotides long. Lineage: Eukaryota; Metazoa; Chordata; Mammalia; Artiodactyla; Suidae. The record is from RefSeq and is a predicted model, not a curated record.
AAAAAAAAAAAAAAAAGAACUUCUUUGCACACUUUGAAUGAACAUCAUGUAUAGCAGUUUAAAUUUUUUAAUGUGGCAUGUGCUUCCUUCUUAUUAAUUAUCUAAUCUCCUUGGAUUGACUGUACCAUUUUUUUUUUUCAGAGAAUAAUGUCUAAUUUAAACUACCUCCAUGUUUUAUUUUAAUAUAAUGGUAGAGAGGAGUUCCUGCUGUGGUGCAGUGGAUUAAGAAUCUGAGCUGGUGUAGGUCACAGCUGUGCCUUGGAUUCAAUCCCUGGCCUGGGAACUUUCAUUUUCCAUGGAUGUGGCCAUAAAAAAGCAAUAAUAAUAAUAAUAGAGUAGAGAAAUGAAUCUUAUACAAGUAUGUUGGCAGGAAUAGAAGAAGAGAUUUUGAAGCAAUUUCAGCAGACUUAAUAUAGUCAUUUUAAACUUUUAUUCAAAAUAAGGCAAGCAGUGCUGUAUUUUCAAAAUUCAACUUCGGUUCUUUAUUCAGUGUCAGUAUUUCUCUUGUAAAGUUAAAUGCAUUUUUGAUAAAAUAUACUGCUUCAGGAUCUAUGAAUUUCUAUAUAUGGAACUUUUUGAUGGAAUAUAUAAUUCAAAAUGUCCUACUGGUCUUGUAAGAUAGUCUGCGAUAACUUUUUUGCAAAUGAGCAGUAUCAAGAUUAUCACAUUUCAUUGAUAAUUGUACUUAACUUAUGGAUUAUGUCAUAAAUAAUUGUAGAAAAUCUGUUCUUCUAACUUUUGCUUUGCCCUUUGAUCUUACCUGCCAUUGCAAAAUAUGUUGCAUUUCUUCCUUGCAAAUAAUAUAGAGAUCAUCAAAGACAUCAAAUAUAUCAGACAAAUAAAGAGGGCUAGCUAUCUAACUCACAUAUGUAAACUUAUCUUGUGAAAUAAGAGCUCUUAUGUUGUUCAAACAUUCUCAACAAAAGUUUCACAUCUAUAAUUUUUUGCCUUGGUGUGCAGUAGAGUUGUUUAUAAUCAACUCCUACCUUAUCGUAUAAAAAGGAGAAUAAUUUUGCCUUUAAUGUAUUAGCUUUAAUGUAGUUCACACAUUUUAUUAUACUGCUAGGAACCCUGAUAUUCAGCUGAUUUUUCUAUUGUGUAGCAAGACUGUUUUUGUUGAGAGAUGUACUGCACUAGUUUAUGGUUUGCAUUAGCUUCUUAAUCACACAACUCCACACUGUUUCCCUGCCACUAUGGCUCGCUAGUCUACUUCUACAGAAUGCUUACGCCACAAAUCAAAUUCACUGACAGAAAUCACACACAUGGAAGUCAUGACAAUGUAAAAUUUCUGUAAAAGUUUCUAAGCAUUUAUUCUCAACUUCUGUAGUUAUCUCUUUGCUGGUAAGUAAUAAACAGUUUGUAACUGGCACUUUGAGAAGCACUGUUGUAUAUAAAAUGGAGAUAACACCUAUUUUGCAGAAGUGUGGUUAAGAUUACCAAUAAUCUUGGAAAAAUGCCUAUCAAAUAGUAGGCAUUUGAUUUAAAAGAACUAUUAAACUGUAUUAUACAAUAUAUUCCAAUUUAAGCAAACCUAUUGUCGCAGGAAGGAAUAAAUAAAAUGAUCUAUCUGAACUUAAAAAUGUGGACAGUCUUAUGGAGAAAUGUAUUGUCUAUCUGUAUGUAGGUAUCUAGCUAUAGAUAUAUAAAGAUAAAGAUGGAUAAUUGUUACAUGAGUGGCUCCUGUAGGAAAAACUACAGGAGAUGAUGACAGCAUAGAUAGAAUAAUUAUGUCAAAUUAGAGAGAUCAGAAAAAACUCAAGACAAGAUGAAUUUUGAGAUUGGCUUAAAAAGAUGGUAGAACAAGUUGCUGCAGUUUAAGGUAGUGUGGAAAACUUUCUGUGCAUUUUGUUUUUAAACCCUUCCCUGACACAUUUUUUCUCCACAUAGGAUGUACUGGAAAAAUUGUGAAUAGUCUAUUUAGCCAAGAGUAUUUGAAAAGCAUACUCACAGAGUACUCACAAUAAAGGUAUUGUUCUGUGCAUUUUACAGGUAAGGAUACUGAAGCAGAGACAAGUUGAGUAGCUUGCUUAAAAGUGAAAUGUGGGCAGUGCUGCAGGGGUAUAAUCCUAGGCAGUGUUACCUCAUAGCCAUUGCUCCCCAGAAGAUUACACUCCCUCUCCUGGGAACAAGUGGGAGCUAAGAAUGGAAAGGUUGGAGGGUAUCUGUUCAGGGAAAAUAAUGAGCUGAGGGUUUUUCCAACAAAACUCAAGUUGAGUUCACAGUACACGAGGUGAGCCACGGCAGGAGGUGGAGGGAGAGAAGGAUAACUGUCCUCUGCAUUGCGAGGGUCAAGGUCACACUACAAGCAGGGUGGUGGGGAACUAGGAAUGAAAGCAGGAUGGAGUCUUCUUUCAUUCCUUGGUUAGGUCUAAAGAGUACAGAAAGGUGAAAAUCAAUUGUAAGUUUAAAUUGUUUGAAGUGCCUAACAUCAUCUCUGAAUGUGAGAGUAAGGCCAUCUGAGGAGAGAGCAGCUUCAAAUCCCUUGUCACAUUUCUGCUCUGGAGUAUUUCCUUGCUGAGUGGAGUGGUAGCCUCUCUCUUACGGAGAAAGGUCAAAUAAUUCAACUGAGAAGCAAUAAGGACCCACACUAGGAAGUGGCAAAGGAAAGGAAAAGCAACUAUAAGAAAAACAGAAUUUUGAAUUUAUACUGGCGGUACAUGGGCUGAAUGUAUAUUUAGGGGAGUCAUGGGGAGAGACAGUAAUAAUUAAUGACAACUUCUCAAACUUCAGUCCAUAAAGAGAAAUAGGGACUUUAGGAGAAGAUGAAUGUGAGGAGAAAAAGUUGAAUUGAUGAAAAUAGGGGAAAAGAUGAGUAUUUUUUAAAACUUUCAAAAAAAAGAGUAAUUUGUAUUGACAAUUAUGAUUUGCAUAUAUGAAUGUAUUAUUACAUAAACUGGAGUGUGCGUGGUUUGUUGUUUGAGAACAGUAGAAAACUACUAAGCAUUUAAGGUGAAAUUACCAUGAGAAAUGUAGUAAGAUUAUGGCAGAAAAUAUGGCACCAAAAUGUCCAAGUUAAGAGGGUUUAAUAAUGAAAAUACUAUAAGUACUAUUAUAAAGGUGUGGGGAGGCUUAAGGAAACCGAGAGGCCAGUGACUCAGAGACCAACAAUGUGAGAAGCUAGUACUAUCCCUAAGGCUGAGAUGGCUUAAGAUCUAAACUUUAACUAAAACAUGCAGCCAUAUCUGAGCCAAAAGUAAUAACCUUCCUUUCCCUUCUCUUCUGCAGUCUCCUGCCUUUGCCUUCCUUUGGCUGAACCUAAUCAAAAGCCUGAGGGUGGAGGGUGAGGACUGUGUGUCAGAGGGAAAGGCAUUCCAGAGUGGUCAGCUGCUCAGACCUUAGAGAAUACAGAAGGUUAAAAUGGUGAAAUCAGACCCAAGCACAAUGAGGAACAAAAUUAUUCCCUAGUAAUUUUAAAAAGGACUGUAUGUAGGAUUUGGAAUAUAUAUUUUAUUAAUGUUUUCUAAAUGAACUUUAUCUUUUAUAAAGUCACUAUAUAGUUUCUUUGAAGUUCUAGGUCAGAUAUUAAAGCUUACUUUCAGUGCUAUAAUUUUUUUUGAUUGGCAAGAAAUGUGGAUUAUAUUGAAAUGAUUUAGAGUAUUAAUUAUUUUAAUUAAUAAUUGCUAUAUUUCACAAUCCCAGUAAUAAAUCUUUGGAAGUAAAGUAAUAAAGCUAAGAGAUUAGUUUUGUAAUUAUAGCAAGACAGUAUUAUUUCUGACCUUUGUGUUAUGAUAUACUUUUAUAGAAAAUCAGCAUUUUUUUUUAAAGAAAAACCCUCAUUCUGACACAACUCAUUCAUUAUAAAAUUUCCAAGUACAUUAUCAAUCACUUUGUUUGUAGAAUUAUAUAGUACCAAUGGGUUGAUCAUGGAAUGUGUGUAAUUAUUGGCAAGGCUGACUCUUUACUUUUUGUAUAAAGUUGCCUACCGAACUAUUUAAUGAACAAAUGCACUUAAACUUUAUCAUUACUUUGCACUCUACUUCUGUUAAAAUAAUGACAAGUCAUAUAUUCACAUUUCAAUCAUUAAAAUAACAAUAAUGAAAGUAAUGGUUUUCUUGAUUGUAUGCUUUUAUGUUUUUUUUUCCCAAAUAAGUGUUGUUUCACUUAUUCUUUCAUUAUUAGCAUACAUAGAUAUAACAGGAAUUAUUUUAAUAGGCAGAAAUUGUUUAGGGGAAUUAUGAAAUACUUCCUCUUUAUUUUAAUUUCAAGAUGAAAAGAUUCCGCUACAGUUAGCAAAUGAUAGUGGAGAAAUGAAGGAUAGGGGGCAGAGAAGAAUAAACACUUUUCUUUGAACUGAACCAUGGGGAAUUUCUGGAAGAUUUAUAACCACAGUGGCUCAUUGAUUAGUCAGAUGGCAGAAAGAUACUCUCAGUGUGUGCUCCCUUAUCCUAAUGAAAAAGACUAUUAACCCACCUAAAAAUAUAUAUUCAAAGUUGUAUUUUUGUUAAGUGGCCUUUUUAACCCAUUUGGAGAACUGGACCUCUACUUGAAAAUGAGCAACCACUUCCAAAGCAGUAUCACUGCAAUUGCAAAUCAAAUGGAAGUUAGAAUUGAGAUAAUGUGGUUAUAUUCUGAUUGUGAGAUAAAUGUAGUCAGGAACUAUUGACGUUUUUGUGGUCCACAGAUUAUGCAGAAAAUUUUAAUUUCACUGAGUUAUCCCAAUUGACCCUAAAAUGGAAGGUCACAUCAGCGGCCCAGAAACUGCUUCAAGGAUGCUGAAAAGCACUAUUAAAACUUCCUCUUUCAAUGACCUUAGAGUGAGAGUAUUAGGGAAAUCACAGUAGGUUUCAUUGAGAUCAUUCAUUUUAUUGAAUAAAAUUGAACAUUUAAGUAAAUGAAUAAUCAUUUUUGGACAACAUAGUAUGAAAAUAUAUGACCAUAAAAACUUGAUAGCCCUCCAGCAGUGCUUGUGGAAAUUGCAGUCUCUUACAAAUGUUAUAGUGGCUGGUAACUCAGUGGAAAAUUAUAAUGGUGGUCUAAAUUCUAGUACAUUUCAUAAAAUAUGCAUUUUUAUUACUUUCUCAGGUGCAUGUAGUAGUGUGUAUAUACUGCAUUUUGUAGUGGUCUGUGUAGAUUCAUAGAAAUACUGUAUUUUCUCUAGUGUCAACAACUUUGACAGAAAAUUAUACAACUCUUUAGAAAUUCAAAUGAUUUUCAGUAAUUUAGAUAAGGGAGGAUCAUUUUAUUUAUAGGAGGCUUAAUUAUUUUCAACCCAUUUUAUCACUUUAGAAUUCCAUUUGUUUUUCUGUGUAGGAGUCAGUCCAAAGGCUACUAAAGGAGCAAUUGAUCAGAGAGCUUCAUAUGAAAUAUGUCACAAGGAAAGUCUUCCUGAGGUAUAUUUUAAUACAUGUGUUUAGAAAAAUUGUGAAUGCUUUCAUACUACAUUUUCUUGAAAUACAUUUAAUUAUGUAAAAAAAUCUCUAUAUAUUUCUAUGAGGAAUUUCUAUAGCAUUUAGGCACCAACCAUCUAUAGACGCUCUACUAAGAAAAAAUGUCAAAACAUAGAGUUGCUAUGAUUGUCAAAUAUUUCUUCAAGCAAAGGCAAAAUAGCAUGGAUUUAGUAGUUAUUUACAUGUUUACAUUUGACUAUUUAAAAUGACAGGAGGAGUUCCCGUUGUGGCACAGUGGAAACGAAUCUGACUAGGAACCAUAAGGUUGCAGGUUCGAUUCCUGGCCUCUCUCAGUGGGUUGAGGACCUGGCGUUGCCAUGAGCUGUGGUGUGGGUCAGAGAUGCGGUUCUGGAGUUGCUGUGGCUGUAGCGUAGGCCAGCGGCAACAGCUCCAAUUAGACCCCUAGCCUGGGAAACUCCAUAUGCCACAGGUGCGGCCCUAAAAAGACAAAAGACAAUAAAUAAAUAAAUAAAUAAAUAAAUAGAGGAAAUGUCAUUUUAUACUCACAAAUAUUUUAAUGUUCAUAAAUGUUAUACUAUUUGUCCUUAAGAAUCGAAUUCUAGCAAAAGCUAGCUAAACACAAAUACCAGCCUAUAUAUAAAUCAAAAACUUACAUGAAGCUAUUAAUUGGUUAGAGAUUUUAAUUACAUGGUCUUAAGAAAAUUCCCAAAGCAUAGACCCCCCCCCAAAAAAAAUGUAUGUUAAAAAUCAUCGAAGAGAUGGAUUUGGGGUAUAAACAGAAAAAUGUACUUUUCUCCUUUUUUUGUCUUUAUGCCUUUUCUAGGGCUGCUUCCCGUGGCAUAUGGAGGUUCCCAGGCUAGGGGUUUAGUCUGAGCUGUAGCCGCAGGCCUAUGCCAGAGCCACAGCAACACAGGAUCCCAGCUGCAUCUGCAACCUACACCACAACUCAGGGCAACGCCAGAUCCUUACCCCACUGAGCAAGGCCAGGGACCAAACCCGAAACUUCAUGGUUUCUAGUCGGAUUCAUUAACCAUUGCACCACAAGGGGAACUCCUACUUUUCUCCUUCUUAAUCACAUUUCAUAGUGUGGUUUUGUGUUAUUUUAAUAUAUUAGAAUCUUCUUUCUGAAUUGCUCUGUGUUCAGCAACUAUUUUUCUAGAAGUAAUGUUAAUGAUACAUUUUUACUCAUUAGUACUUACAUCCUUUUCAUUCCUAUGAUCUGUGUUCUGAGGUUGGCUUGUACUGUAGCUCCUGAGGCAAUAGAACAUGAUGAAUCUACUGGACACCAGAGAGCAGAAUGCUUACAGUCGUGGCCUCAUCUGCAAGAUUGUGUACCAUUUACUCAGUUCUCACCAUUCUUUUUAGGAGGAAGAAUGGGGAGAACUUGGAUGGAUAGUAAUGGAAUUAAUACAAUUAUUAAUGGAAUUAAUAAUCAAAGGCGAUUUCUGUAUUCACACACAGUACUGAGCUUUCACAGACUACAUAUUAUUUUUAAUCUCCUCAACUUGAGAAUACAGAGGCUCAGAGAACUUCAGCUGUUAAUAGUGACAACUCAUAACUCACAUAGCUGAAAUCUAACAAUAUUGGCUAAGAAAUUAAAAUGAGUGAGUUGGAUACUCGUGCAGUGCAUGGGUAUGUGAGAAUGUUCAUCACACAAGAAGGCAUGUGUGUGAAUGUAGAAAUCACAAGUGUGAUGGCCUCUUGAUCCCACUGAGAUAAUAGAAAUUAAAAUAAAAGACACAUUUAACUUCCUGAAAGACAUCAAACCUGCAGUGGAAAAGGGGGAAAAGAAAAAAAAAAAAAAAAAAAAAAGAGAGGGAAAGGAAAAAAAAAAAGCUUUUCUCUGCCUCUCUGCCUAGAGCCCUAGCAGUUUUGUUGAAGUUGCCUUUUCUUUUUCCACAUACACUUGUGAUUAAUGUUUUGAUAGACAUAUUUUGAUAUCUCUUAAAAAGCUACACUCUAAAAUUUGAAAUGUGUGAGAGGUUUCUAACUUCAUUUUUUUUCCCCCUGACCUGUUGGCCUUAUCCUGUUAAUCAUUGUUUACUCUGAGCUGUAGGGAAAUAAUCAAAGAUUGCCGAAAGUCGAGAUCACAGGGGCAUUUUUCAUUUUGGAAACUUUAAGAAGCUGUGCUAGGUACUGUGUUCCUGUAGGCGACACGGAGGCACAAAAACUCUUAAGUGUGCAUUCUGAAUAAAUUUUGCUUCUCCUGUACAUCAAGUGUAUAUUAGAGAACUAUGAUGUUUUUUGUUUGCCUUUUUGUUUUGAUUGUUGUUUUUCCUAAGGAGCCUCAUGUACUUUAUCUUUUAUUACUUUUCUUAGUAAAGGAACUUGCAAUUUGAUUCCUGAAGGGAAUUAUAGAGACCUUAUUUAUAGCAACUACAAGUGUCAUAUAUAUUUAUACACAUAUUCUUUACUUACAAAAGAUAGACUCAGUAUAACCUGUUUCUACUAUGUCACAUUCUCUCUGGCAUCAAAUUUUAACCAUUUUUCCCUUUAAAUAGGUAUUCUCAUGUUAUUAUUAUUAUUAUUUUAUUUCUACUGAAUGUCACUCUAUUUCUAGCUAAGUUCUGGCUUUUGCAUGUGUUUAAAAACCCUCAAGGUAGAAAACAUUUCCCUCCUACCCUCAUACAGUCAGAUAUUUAAAAUGUCAUAAUUGCCCACAAAUUGUCACUUCUGAGAAAGAGUUUUAGCUUUGAGAUGGCAAAUGGAAUAAAAAUGAUGUUAUUGACUUAUAAUGAAGGGAUUGAAGCACACUGAUAGCGUCUGACCUUUUAUCCUUACUUUUUAAAAGAGCUUUCAGGGGAAAAAGAGAAAACUCCGUUAAAGAGUGUAGUAACUUGCUAGUGAAGUGCACUUUCUUUUAGUGUAGUGAGCUGAGUGUAGUCAAAGGAAAAAGCCCAGAAGGCAUGGUUGUAAAAAUGACAGUUUGCUACUGGUGUAGAUGAUAAUUUAUUCCCGUGAAAGAAAAGCAAGAUAUUGUGGUCACAUAUGGCUUCAGGUUCUGAUUCCCUCUACCUUUGGCAGACUCUAACAAUAAUUAGAAAUUUUUAGAGGCAAACUGAUCAAGGCCUAGAAGAUCAAGCUGCUUCUUCAACUGUCAAUAGUGGAGGUCAGGAUUAAUUUGUUUCUUUAAAAUGUGGAAAUUACUCUCCAUGUUUGAGAGUGGUAUGUGGCACCCCUUAACUAUAUGAUAAAAAAGGGCUUUGAAUUUCACUGUGCUUGUGUAACAUAAAAUAUAUCUAUUUGGAAAGAUCUAAUGGGCCUGAAAUAGAGGGUAAUAGAAAUUGAAUUGGAGUAAUUUAUGUUGUGCACCAAAUAAGGUGGUCAGGGAAACUUCAAAGACAAUCCCUCCUGUAUGACGAAAAGUGAAUAGGCAUUUUAAAACUAUCUUCCUUUUACAUGAAACUGAAUAUCAAUCUACUGACUCCAGAGUUUAUACCAUUAAAGAUUUGGACAUGAACAAAGUGGCAUUGAUACAGCUGUGUGCGUGGCUGCCAGCUAAAGCAAAGAUGCAAGUGCAGUUCAGGUAAUAGGCCAAAGUAUUUAAGUUGACUUCUAAUUAACCCUUUGAGAAGGCAGUUGAACUUGUGGAAUAUGAUUGUGGUUAGAAAAACCAUUAUCUUCCUCACGUCUGAAAAUGAAGAUCUCCGUUUCCAAAUGGUAUAGUUCACUGAAUUGAAAAUAAAAAUAAAAAUAUAAAAAUAAGCAAAUGGUAAAAAUGCUCUACUACUUUCUGGAUUGGUUAAUAGGAAUGUUUGAUGAUCUGAGAUACAAGGAAUAUGUACAAAUCUUAUUUAUUUUAGAAUAUUUCUCAUACUUCAUACAACACAAAUUGAAAUUAGCACAGCUGAUUACAUUAGAUUUUCUGUUUAUUGAGUUAGGUUUGGGAAUUUUUGCUUUAUUCAGUGGUUUGAACCAAUGCCACAAAAAGAAAGUGAAAAUAAGCAUGCUGUUUAACUGAAUUAUGCAAUAUUUUCCUGUUUCUGGAAUAGAAACCCAUCUAGGGAUUUAUAAGUGCCUUUCUCCUUUUGCCUAAAAUUCCAUUAGGAGAAGAAGUUCAGAUGCAGAGAAAUUCCACAACCUUGAAGGAAAAUAAAUCAUCACGCAUUAAGAGAUAAUAGGAUUGAGCUGGUUCGGGCUUCCUGGCAUGAGUUGAGUAUCAGCGUCAGUGAUGUGUCUCUCUCUGAUGAAGGACAGUACACCUGUUCUUUAUUUACAAUGCCUGUCAAAACUUCCAAGGCCUAUCUCACUGUUCUGGGUGUUCCUGAGAAGCCUCAAAUUAGUGGAUUUUCAUCACCAGUUAUGGAGGGAGACUUGAUGCAGUUGACUUGUAAAACAUCUGGUAGCAAACCUGCAGCUGAUAUAAGAUGGUUCAAAAAUGACAAAGAGAUUAAAGAUGUAAAGUAUUUGAAAGAAGAAGAUGCAAAUCGCAAGACUUUCACAGUCAGCAGCACCCUGGACUUCCGAGUGGACCGCAGCGACGAUGGCGUGGCAGUCAUCUGCAGAGUGGACCAUGAAUCUCUCAAUGCCACCCCUCAGGUGGCCAUGCAGGUGCUAGAAAUACACUAUACACCAUCAGUUAAGAUUAUACCAUCCACUCCUUUUCCACAAGAAGGACAGCCUUUAAUUUUGACUUGUGAAUCCAAAGGAAAACCACUGCCAGAACCUGUUUUGUGGACAAAGGAUGGUGGAGAGUUACCAGAUCCUGACCGAAUGGUUGUGAGUGGUAGGGAACUAAAUAUUCUUUUCCUCAACAAAACGGAUAAUGGUACAUAUCGAUGUGAAGCCACAAACACCAUUGGCCAAAGCAGUGCAGAGUACGUUCUCAUUGUUCAUGAUGUUCCCAACACUUUGCUUCCCACUACUAUCAUCCCCUCCCUUACCACUGCAACAGUCACAACCACUGUAGCCAUAACCACCAGCCCAACCACAUCUGCAACAACCAGCAACAUAAGAGAUCCCAAUGCUCUGGCUGGCCAGGCUGGCCCUGAUCAUGCUCUUAUAGGAGGAAUAGUGGCUGUAGUUGUUUUUGUCACGCUGUGUUCUAUAUUUUUGCUGGGACGAUAUCUGGCGAGACAUAAAGGAACAUACUUAACAAAUGAAGCUAAAGGAGCUGAAGAUGCACCAGAUGCUGACACAGCCAUUAUCAAUGCUGAGGGCAGCCAAGUCAAUGCUGAAGAGAAAAAGGAAUAUUUCAUUUAAAGUACAGGCCAAGAUUCUGAAUUUUACUUACCAGGCUGGCUGCUGGAGAAAACUGGCUAUCAUCUUUCCGAAUUCAUUUCUGCCAUCUUCUGCUACCUUUAUUAACUUCCAUCCUGUACUGCUAUCAGUAGCCAGUGUAUACCAACAAUCAGCUGUCGAAAGCAUCAUUCUUUAAUUACUGUACCAUCCAUAAUGCAGGACAUUUCUCACUGCCUAAAUUCCACAUCAUUGCUCUUUUAACAUACAGUGCUUGAAUAUACAGCCUUAACAAUGUUAAUCAUCUCCUUGAAUCAUGAUAUUGAAUUGUUUUUAUACAUUGAAAAAAUGUUCAGUUUUUUUUCCCCCUCAUUUUUUGUUCUCCCUUUAAAUCGAAGACCUUGUCUUUGGAUAGCUUUCACAAGGAUCAGGAUUAGGUAAAGGCCUAAUGUGCUGAAGUUUAAUCAGAUUUAGAGGUUUACAAUGCUUCCUACGUGUCUAUCUUUGAAGACAUGUUUUGGAAGCAUAUGCCCUAGAAAAUACAAACUGGAAAAAAAAAAAAAAAACCUACUGUAGUAUAGAUUCUGGAAUGUUUGAGCUUAUACUGGUAAAGCUGUAUCAAUUUGCUAUUUAAAACUAUAGUAUUUGAUACAGGAACCAUGUGUAUGGAUUGCAAUCAUGACAUGGUAUCUUAUAUAAUUAUGUAAAUCCUACCAUUAGAUUAUUUUAGCUUCAUAUACCAAUAAAUUGUUGCAAACAUUUUACUGCUUUGUGAAUCACAAAGAUUUCAUUCAUUUCUUUAAUUUGAUUCUGUAAUUUAUUUGCUCCACAAAGACUCACCUGCCUAAACAAAAUUGAAAUAUCCAUAGGGCACAAUUUUGAGACAUUUUAGUAUCUGUAUAUAGUGCAUAUAAUAAAUCCAAUUAAACAUUAUUUGAUACAUAUUUAACUUUUUUGGCUGUAGGUAAUCCAGUCAUGAGUAAGCAUUUUCUAAUGUCCAUUAUAUCCCUUUAGAUAUUACUUAAACCAAUAUUAUAAGUAGAUAACCUGUAUUAGUAUUUUUGUCUGUAUGUCCUAGCACUGUUCAACAGCAAAUUUUUCUAGUUCUUGUUGAUUUUUAUUUGUUAUACAAUGGAAGCACAAUGUUAUAAGGAAAGGUAAUUUUAAGCUAACAACCAGUGCACAGCCUCAGGUUUUAAAUUACAACCACAGUUGAAUAAUAACCUAAAAAUAAACUCUUAGUUUGCUAAAAAUUUACAAAUUUUAAUUUGGCAGUUCCAGAGCUGCUUACCUAUGUUGGUUUGCCAAAAAGAAGUGUUUAAGAUAUGUUUUCUGUAUAAAAUAACUAAUUCUUUAUAUUAAAUUCCUGUCUAUGCAUUUUGUGAGGUACAAACUUAUGAAACAGUGAGUGAUAGAGAAUUUCUGCCAUGCUUUUAACUCCAAGGUGAAAGUCUCUUUCUCUGGAUUAUUUCUGAAAUUUUGGUGUAUUUAACCAUUAAGAAAUGCUGUAUUCUUAAAUAUGACACCGAGUCAAUCUAAAGUCAUAUUAUUCCUCCUAGUUAAAUACAAUAUUACUAGAUUAGUUCUCAUUAGAUUUAUUAUAUGCUAAAGAUUAAAAAUCCAGUUAGAUAAAAAUUAUUUUCCCAUCCACAAUCAUUGCACCUUUAAGAAGAAAACAAAUAUGACAAUAUGGUAUCUAUACUUGUGAUGUCUGAAAGCAUGAUGGCUUAUGGUUUUAACAAUAAUAUCUUGGAAUUUAUUUGGGGGAAGAAAGAAUGGUUGAGUAUGACAUCAUGUGUUAAUAUCAAAUGAAAGACAAGGGUGCUGUAUCUUAUUUAUCAGAAAAGUAUAAAUCUUUUAAGGACAUUAGAAUUUUUAAUUGUUUGAUUAUUGAAGCAUUUAUCUUGAUUUCUUACAAAAGAAAAAGGACGAUGUCAGUCAAGCAGCACUUUUUCAGAUUAUACAGAACAUAAAUAAUAUGAUGUGGUUGAGUGUUAACAUAAUAAAUCAUAUACAGUAUGACAUUUUAAGGAAAUAAGUCUGCAUUGAUGUGAUUGCAUGCUUGUUUUUACAGUUCACUCCAUACCAUCUGUGGAAAAAUGCAAUAAUAUGUUAAUAUAGUAUGGUAGUUUGAGAGAAUCAGGUAGGUGCUACUAGACACAUUGAAACUAGAAUAGGUUUAUAAACUGUUCAUAUCUUUCAAUGCAUAAUCUUUAGAAAGACUCCACAAAGCAAAAUUCAUCCUAUGAGUACAAAAUGGAAAGGUUAUUAUUACAGAAGUAAGUUGUAUAAACUGCAUCAUCAAUUGCUAUUUAAAGCCUAAUUUCAGGAUGCAUUUACAAAAUUGCUACUCUUCAUCGAUGCCGUAUUUACAUCCCUUUUCAUUUCAUCUGUAUUCUACUUGGCUCCAACUGCUAAAUUGUUGCCUAAAUAACUCAAUCAUUAUUUAUAGCACUGUACAAUUAGAAGAAAUCCAAAAUUGGUUGCAUUUCAAGACUUUUGACUCUUUUAACCCUUUACAGUAAUAUUAAAAACUCAUUAGAACUCUGUAAAAGACACUAAUUGGUACAGUAUGAUUUGUGAGAUCUAAUCAAAUAUUUUGCCAGUGAAAAUAGAUUUGAAUUGAGUAUUAUUUUCAGUUAUUGAAAGAAAAUGACAAUGGAGUUAGAUUUUCUUAUCUUAAAAAUGAUUUGAUUUCUACCAAACAAGGAGAUAAAGUGUGAAAAUUCUGCUCAUUUCUCUAAAAAUCAUAAAAUAGGAAAUGACAUUUCUAAGUGGACCAUGUCAAUUGCAAUGCCUGAAAUGUUUGAACUUCUCUGCCCAGAGAGCCAUAUUCUGUCUUUGCUUAGUGAGCACCGUAGCCACAGAACUCAAUGAAAGGAGUGCAUACACACACACACACACCCCUAGUAGAAUAUGGAACAUUAUUCUUUACCAAAAGUAGAUGUUCUCUGCCAGUGUAUGUUUACAGUGUAAUUUGAUUGUCCUCCAUCAAAAAAGUGUGAACAGCAUUCUUUUUUCUUUUUCUUGUUUCCAUUUUUUGAGUGUCCUAGGUAGAACAAUUAUCAAAAUUAGGAAGAAAAAGGAAUGUUUAUGAGUGUAAGAGCAAAGAGAGAAAGCAUGAGCAAAGUAUUGGUGUGUGUGCGUGUGUGUGUGCGUAUGUGUGUGUGCGUUAGGGAGAAAGAGAAAGAGAGAGAGAGAGAUUUCAACUCGUUUUCUUUUACCAGAGAAUACAAGAAGCAGUUUAAGGAAUCUGAUAUUGGAGUUUAAUCUAGAAACUAGAUGAUCUCACAUUGAUUCAAGAUGCUUAAUCUUGCAUUGAAACCCCUCAAUUAAAAUAACAAAUAGAGAAAGAAAACUAACUUUCCUAAAUAUGGCAAAGACACUAAUGCCUCAUUUAUUUUUAUUUCUUUGUAAAAAUAUAAAUAUCUCAAUUAAAAGGACAGGCUCACUUGUAAUUAUGUACUCAUGAUUGUAACAGCAUUGAGAUUCCAUAUAGGCACAUGUACAGCAGCUGUUUGACGGUGAUGGUUCUUCCAUGUAACAUAGCAGUUAUCGUGUAAUUUAGUGCCACUUACUGCAAAGUGUUACCAAGGGGAACAUUAAAAUACUUUUUCUUUUUUCUUUGGCUAUAAGGAUAAUUCAAUGAAUGAUAAAUGUGGAAUUUCAUAUUAUGUUUUUUAAUUUGGAAAAAAUUCCAAAACUCAUCUCUAACUGCAAAUUCCCCAUCACAUAGUUAAUUACUUAGAGCCCUCUAAAAAUGCCCACUUCAAUUCCCCCUUUGCAAAUAGUAAUCUGUGAUAAAUAUACAAUACAAAACAAAACAAAAAAACAACUGGAAACCACAGUGGAAAUAGAUGAAAACACCUAAUGAGAAUUACUGAGUAAUGCUUUUUAUUAAGUGGCACAAAGUACACACUAAAAACUAUGCAAAAUAUAGGUAACUACAGUGUAUGUACAUGUAAGUAUCUUGUACUUGCUGUGUAUGGAUGUUGGAAACCCAUGUAAUUAUAAUAUGCAUUUUGAAUAUUGGGAAAGAGGAAAUCUUAGUGUAGAUAAUAGAAUUUGUUUUGAAAUAUACACUGGCAAUAUUGAAAUAUACUCAGUGCAAUAUCUGCAAUUCUAUUGCUGGAUACUUAAUGCAAAGGGAUUUUAAAGAAUUCUUCAACAAGAUCUAAAAGAUUGCUAAUCUUCACAUCCCACAUAUUAAAGCAUUAAUUAAAAAUACAACUGCCAUAACAACACUUUAAAUUUUUCACGUUAAUCAUUAAUGUGACACAAAAUUAUCUGGCCUAGUUUUUAGCAUUACUGGAGAGAAAGAAAUAACCUAAGUUUUAAAAUUUUGAUCCAUAUCUAAUUGAAUUUGGAAUUCUUAAACUUUCUUUGAAAGUUUGUAUAUUUUAAUGGAUUAUGGUACUUUUAUUAUAAGUACAAAUUUAUUCAAUCAAAGAACAUAGGUUAACUUUAAUAGAGUCACUAUAUCUUAAUGGGAAUUUCUAAUAUAUUUUCUUUUUCCAUUCAUUCUUCCCUUUUUCUCUCUGUUUCACCCCAAAACAUGCCCUUUGCACUUAUACCCUUCCAAAGGCAAUGGAUUGAAAGUAGCAAGAUUAUAAAGAGCGAUAAAGGGAACAGCAUGUAAAAAAUGGGUUCUAAAUUCAUCAGCAUUUUUAUGUAUUGAGAUUAUUAAUAUCGAAUGCAAUAGUUAUUGGAGAUAGCUGGUAAAUUCUCUGCCAUGCAUACUUACAAUAAUCCUUCUACCUCUCACUUUUAACAUGGGCUAUGAUACUUCAAUAUAAAUAGAAGAAAUAAUUAUGUACAAGAUAUCCCAGGAAGCACUCUUUUGGGACCAUAUUAACGGUCCACUCCCCACUCCCUGGGAAAUCUCAAAAGCCAACUUUACUUUCAGUGUAUACAGAGGUGUAUGGAUAUGCAUUUGUUUUUCCUUUUCUAUCAUUAACUUUUCCUAUAAGCAAAAUACAAUAACUUUAUAAGGAUAGUUCUUCUCAUGCCUACUUCCUAUUUCAAUGUGAUAUAAUUGUGUUGAUUUAAAAAAAUUUAAAUGGCAACACUUUGCAAUCCAAUAUCUGUUUCAUUUAAUAUUUAAAAUACACAAUUUCUUAUAAAUUCUGUCUUUUAAGCAAAAAUUAUACAUAUGAUUUAUUUUCCCAAGAAGUGUUAUCUGUGUAAGAAAAAUAUUUAAAGUAUUUAAUAAUGCCAUAUUAACAAAUAAACCCUGAAUAAUAACAAUGCAAAGUAUUGCCACAAAUACCCACUUUAUUUUGUCUGCAUAGACAUAAUACCAAUUCUUCAAAUGAUGUAAUUUAAUUAUUCUAAAAGGAAAAUGACAUUUUGAAAGCAGAUUUUUCCUUUAGAAAAAAAAAGAUAAAAAAUUAUCUCCAAUUAUGAUGCUGAAUCUAUAAAAUAUGCUUAAAGUAAGACAUUUCUGUUAUGUGGUUAUGUUACAAGUAAUAUUUGGUGUGAUCUUUACCAUCUUUCUCAUAUAUGUUAUAAAAAAUGUAUGGUUAUUUUGGAGAGAAUGGGCCCAAAUGUGAAAAGGAUGUAAAGAAAAAAACCACUAUUUUCCCCUAUGAAAUAUAUUGUAUAUUUCAAAAGAAGAAACUUAAAAGAUUUUUGAAGAUUGCAGGGGCAAAGGAAAACCUACCAGGGCUCAGCACUUAAGCACUUUUCCCACAUCCAGGGUCAGAACAGCAGUAAUUCCUACAUGGACUUUUAAGUGCGGUAUGAAAUGCCACAUUACACUUCUCUUACACACAGUACUGUCAAACCUCAAAAGUUUUCUUUCUUCAGAUGCUUUUCCUUGUACAUGAUACUAGUAGACACUUUUCUCUUUAUAUUUGCUGAUAGUGAAAGUUAUAUGCAAUAAAAUAUUUGAUGGUUGAAAGCAGUGGUCACCAGUUGGUUAAAAAAAAAAAACUAUGAAAUGUAAACUGAAUUGUUCUCUUUUUUGCUUUUCUCUGUGUUUCUAAUGUAUUGACUGAGUCUCAUAAAUAGAAAGAAAAUAACUUAGAAAAAUUUCAAAUCUAGUACUCUUUUUCCUUAUAAAUGUAUAAAAUUAAUCUCUUUACAAAUUUAUUUAACUGUACCUGCUGUACUUAUUGUAGAUUCAAUGAUGCAGUUAAGUAGUAACCCAAGGAUUUAUGAGUUUGGGAUUACUGACCUAUUUUUUUUUUUCAUAUUCAGUUCACAUCAAUAUUUGCGAAUUGGUUGUUUAGCUUUUCAGUCAACCAAGAAAUAUUCCCUCGUGAAAGCUCCAUUUUUAUCAUAAAUAUUUCAACAUAACAAACAUCAGAACAAGUCUGCCAUGUUAAAAAGAAUUUAAAGACUUAUCUCUGAAAAUGGUACCCAGAAAUGCAGGUUUCCCAGUGAUGUAGCUUCAAAAAUAAAAUGUUCUAUUUAUAUGACAUGAAAUUCAUAACUUUUGGAAGGGUAUAUUUAUGACAGCAUAAAAAUAAAUUCUGUGCUAUAAAGAAGAUGCAAUGAAAUCAAGCAUAUUGCACAGAAGGUAGAGAAACACAAUUAUUGAAUCUACUAUUAUCAUUAACAUUUUCAAGAACCAAAAUGCAUAUUGUAAUAUUAGGUACAUGACACUUGCAUGUUGAUAUGCCUAUAUACUUACAAAGUAUUCAAUGUGUACUUAGUGGCGCUUAAACUAUGUCAUGUACAACUCUUAUAAACAUUCUUACAGGGUUCCCAUUUGCACUUCAUCUUUUGGUAAAGUUUUGUCAGAAAAGAAUUGUCUGAUAUAUAUGGAAAAAUAAAAUUUGAAUUUUAGUUACCCGUUGGACAUUACUGAAUGGUCUAUUCAUUUAGUUCAUUUUCUUAGGCUUGUUAAAAGACACUGAAAGGUGGAAUUUUUUUCUCCCACUGACAGAUUAUAAAAGAUGUUAUAAAAUAUAUUCCUUUAUGCCUUUACUUUGCAUAUCUUUUUUCAACUGCAUAUAUUAUCCAUUCAUUUUAGGUUUCUUCAGUGAUGCCCAUUUUCUUUGUAAAUUUCUAAAUGGAAGUUUUAAAAAUUAAGCAGUGGUAAAACAAAUGUUAUCUUAUUUGUACAUUUAAUCGUUACUCCUUGGAAUAUAUGAACCUUGUAAUAUGCUGACUAAGGGUUAAGAAAAUGUUGCUGACUUAGGAAAUUUGCUUGAGAUUGCCAAAAUUCCAAAACUCUGUAAAAGUAAUUUUACAAUCACUUUUGUGUGUUUACUAAUGUUGACUAGGAACAAAGCAAAAACACUUAAACAUUUUUUUUUUAAUUUUCACAUUCUAACCAGUAUUAUAUAUUUCAACUACCUAAGAUAAUGCAAUUAGUAUUAUAUCCAUCCUAAGCUUAUGCCAAUAAGAAUUUGAGAUAAGCUUUUAAAUUUAUGGAGGAUUUUCUUUGUGUCUUUGGAAGUUCACUUACCAUAAGGUAUUUUAUAGUCUACUUUAAAUAACAGAUUUUGUUAUACAGGGUAAGCCAAAGGCUGUACAAGAAUUAGUGUCAUUGGGUCUGAUAUUUGUGUUAGACCAUGAAAUAUUCCAUUAAAAUUUAUCUGUAAAUACAA